AUGGUUUGCGACAAACUUCGAUGGGACAAGAUGGGAAAACUGCCGAGCCCACUCACACAAUUGCACAUGGAUCAGACCGAUUGGAAGGUUUUUGAGGUUGGAAAAGGGGCGGCGGGAAUGAGAAAGAGAUUGGGAGGAAAUGAGAGGAAUUUCAGACUGGAAUGCUGAAAGAGUUGACGAAUUUGAGAGCUUUAAAGAUCACGAACACCAAGAUGACGUCGAUGGAAAUGGUGAGAUUUUGAUGGGAUUGGGGGGGGAGUUAAAAGCAGUGAUUAUAGGUUCGCAGAUUAUGAAAAGUUGAAACAGAAAGAGUACUGUUUCAAGUACAUCAUUUUACUAUGCACUUUUUAAAUACAAUCUGAAAUUUCAAAAUUUCUUAUGAGUCUAGUUGAAAGCUCUUUUGUUAGAUGCCAUAAAGGACACUCAAGUUCUCAAUUUUCGGAGCAUUUUUUAUGUUAAGCGGGUCUAAAAGUCUCGGUAAUGUGUUUUCCUAUUAUUCAUCUGUACAAGCUGUUCAAAACCGUAAUUCCAUGUUUCCAGACGCAACUCUCGGAGCUCGCCAACCUGACCCAUCUGGAAAUCAGCGCCUCCUCGAUCACGUCGAUCCCCGAUUCCAUCUCGAAACUUCCCUCGCUCACCCAUCUCUACCUCUCGGAUAAUCCGUUGAAUCAACCGACUGCCACGUCACUCGUCCGCUUGGAUUCUUUGAAAAAGGUUAGUGUUCUCAUCUCGAUUUCUUGGACAGUAAAAACCAGUUUCCGAUUGAUGUAGGAACCCUUUCUGUUCGUAUCAAUGCGCAGUGAUUCACUUUCGAUUUCGCUAUCGGUGGUGAUAAACAAAAAAAAAGGAGUGUUUAGGUUCGAAUCGGCGGAAAUUUCACUCGAUUCGCGUGCGACUGCGAAUCGCCGUCCGAUCUGCAGAGAUGGCUGAUGAAGGGCAACAAUCGGGCAAAGGUAGGAAUGGGUUGAAGAGAACAAAAACAGGAUAGUAAACAUGACAUUGAGAAAGCUGAUACAGUAAAGUUAUGUUUUCCAGAGGGAUAAGAUAAUUAGAGUUUACAGUUUCUGGAUGCACUGAACAUUUUAGAUGUGAAACCGGAAUUAUUAAUUUGUAAAUAAAAAUUUCUUUCGAUUAUCAUGACUUGAAGUUUUCCUGUUUCUAGACGUUAUUAUCAAGUAGAAGUGGCCGAUAAAGAUGUUUGGGUUUUGAGCCACGGAGCCAUGUGUCAUACUUCCAGAUAGACGACCUCGACGAAGUGUUGUGCGAUCUGAACGGACACGGCCAAGUGUGGAUGCUCGAAUCGCUGCCGGGCACCAAUGAAAGUGUGUGUUUGGACCCGACGGAAGAGACGAAACAGUGGAUCACCUUCGUGGAUAAUGCACAAAAAGGAGUGAUGGAGAGAGUGGCCACGUCGACACAGAAGACGACGAAGGAAGCGGCGACGAGGAAGAGUAUUCUGGAGACGAUGGACGAGCUGGAGGGCACCAAAUCGACGGCGAGAAUGAGCACUUUCAGACAGAAACCAACGACAAGCGUGCCGACGACGCUGAAAUACCGGAAAAAGUACAAGGACUACGAUAACGAGCCGCACAAGUUUGUGAACGUGCUCAUUUUCCUCCUCUUCUUGUGCGUCAUCAUUCUCAUCAUUUCGAUCGGUGUCACCGUUUAUUUGAAGUAUAAUGUUUCAAAAAAUGAUUAAACUCAUAACGGUUAUUUUCAGAUUCUGGCAUCCGGAAGAGCUCAUGUUGAAACGGCGGAAGAAAGAGAGAACGGAAGUGCGGCGAGAGGAAGAACCGCUGCAGAACGUGGAGUGA
Messenger RNA from Caenorhabditis sp. 36 PRJEB53466, 1814 nucleotides. The record is from the annotation of a GenBank genome assembly. NCBI's taxonomy places the organism in Eukaryota, Metazoa, Nematoda, Chromadorea, Rhabditida, Rhabditidae.